Molecule: messenger RNA, 3965 nt
Organism: Diaporthe batatas
Lineage: Eukaryota; Fungi; Ascomycota; Sordariomycetes; Diaporthales; Diaporthaceae
Exons: 3
Coding region: 1651-3372 (573 amino acids)
Biological process (GO): regulation of DNA-templated transcription
Molecular function (GO): zinc ion binding; DNA-binding transcription factor activity, RNA polymerase II-specific
Source: RefSeq, a predicted model, not a curated record
UGUCGCACCCUCUCGCAUACCCAAUACACGCGCACACACGCGCACGUUCGCAAAUGUGCAUUGGACAUGUGGCCGGCCCCACCCACGCGCGCCAGCGCCCACUUGCCCCGUGGCCCGUAUCCCUUGCCCUCCAAAUCUGUCGACACAAAGUCGCGGCCGUCCCUAGGCUUGCGGGACCGAACUUGCCAGUCGCACUCCUCCAUGCCGCCUGGCUCCCCCCCCCCACACACACGCACGCACACAUACCACCCCUCCCCCCGAUGCACGUCAAGGCCGUCCUCAUCGGUAAGCAGGGGAAACAGCUGAGCUAACAACCCACCCCUGGCAUGUGCUGCAGCUCCAACAGGUGCAUGAGUAUCGACAGCAAUAGCAGCAGGAGCAGGCACGUACAAACCGAACAAGGAGAAUAGGAACACGGAAAUCUCCAGACAGACAACUCGAGACGAGACAGACGAGACAGUCGAGACAGACGAGACAGUCGACAGUUGGGAAAAGGAGGCCCGGAUACCGCACAAACGAACGAACAUGAUUCACUGACCCAGUGUGGGCUCUUGGCAUCUUGUUCCUCCCCUCGCCCCGUCUCGCCCGUCGCCCGUCGCCCAUUCCCUGCCUUGCGCCGAGCCGAGCCCUCCCCUGCCUGGCCUCCGGCCUCUGUUUCCACUCUCUGCCUUUGCGCCUAGCCAAGCCCAGGUGCAAUCAUUCUUUGCGACUCUCGCUCUUACUUCUGCGCAACCCGCCAACCCGCCAAACCCGCCAAACCCGCACACGCGCCAACGUCUCACCUCUCCCAUCCGAUCCCGUCUUACCUCAACUCACCUCGUCUUGCCUCGCGCGGGUUUUCCACCACUUCAACCCACCUCACCCCCAGGCCACCAGGCCACCAGGCGCACUUUAUCGCAGCUCCUCCGCAGCCCCUGCGCCGCCUGCAUGCCCCUCGCAGUCGGCCUGCAACCAAGCAGUCGGUCUCUCAUGGGAUUGUGGCGCACCUUGCACGUUUCCAUCACACCCUUCCACUUGGGGCACCCUGGUCCCUGAAUCCGCCACAGAAGCUUUCUAUAUCUCCCCCAACCCGCUGCAGGUCCAGGUGCGAACACCAACUUGGGCCGGCACCCAUCGGAUUUCGUUCUCUGCAUCCUUGCGACGUCCUUCUCUUGGUCAUUGGAAAGCGAUUUUUCUCUUGUGCCCCCGUUGUGCUCCGCAGUGCUCUUUCUCUCCUGCCUGGCUCAGCCACGCCACAAGUGUGUGUCUUCGAGAAGGUGACAUCUUCGGAACAUCGAUCCUGACGGACCUGGUGGACUAAAUAUUGGUGCUCGCCUCCGAUGGGACAACACCUUGUGGCUUAGUCCUUUGAGGUAGCUACUGUCCCAACCGUUUUUCUGCCGUCAAGACUGCCGCCGCCACCACUACCAUCACCACCCCAAAUAUCCUCCCCUCGGGAUAUUUGCCAGCCUCGAUCUGCUUGGGUGGCUGGCAUAUAGCUUCCUGCAGGAAUCUGGGCUCCCGGCGUGCCUGCUGCGUGCCUCCGGACAGUCUUGAGGAGGGCCUCUCGACUCAUGUGGCUCUAUCUUGAAUAUCCUCACAUACCGACUCGAUCGAGCACGUGCGAUCUUGACUUGGCUCAGCGCAGUGUUGUGCUCUGGGCUGCCCAAUAUGGCACACCCGGAGCCCCUUGCGACCGAACAGCACCACAAGCGGAAGCGCGAUUCUGACGACAGUGGUCAGCAGUCCCACGACAGGAUACCUCAGCCGCCCCCUCCGCAGUCUGGCAAUGGCGCUCACAUCAAUUACCUGGCCAGGGCCAAUUCGACGCGACUGAGACUGAUUCAGGGAGAUGGCGAGGUAUUCUCGGACGUGCUAGGCCUCAUUGGGGAGUAUGAAGGGGUGCUGAGUCGCCAUGAGAGCUUGGCUGCGAACUUGGGCGCCAAACUCACAGGCCCGAGGCUGGUGAAGGCCAUGGAGGGACUCUUUGAGGGCUCAAUCACUGCGACGCGCAGAGAUCCGUACAACUCCGACACGGUGACCUGGCUAGACAUUGUCCAGUUUGCGAAAGCCAGCCCCAACGAGUUCACCUUGACAUCUAAUCCAGACCGUGGCCGGUACUGCUCCUUCUACCUCAAAGGCAAUCAGGUUGAGAUCACCGAGGACGACUGGCGACUGAUCAUGUCGGGGACGCUGGAUAGGUUCAACCUUGCGCCUCUGCAACCCCUGGAAGAGGACGAGAACUCCGAGCUUGCGACCUUGGAGAUAAUGGAGCAGAGGCUCCAAGUCCUCAUCAAAAAGGCAGACGAGGUCGCGCGCAAGGCUCGACAGCUGAACUACCACCUGAGCGGCCGCAAGGCGGCCAUUAAUUCCCGUCGCACGGUCCGGUCACCCACAACUCAUCAUGCUGGCUUCCAACCCGUCAACCAUCCCCAAUCAGUUCCGCGAUCCAAUUCUUCAUACGACCUUCACGCGGACCUACUUCAGCAAUUCACAUCUCAGUCGCAGCCUGGAUCCGCCAGGAUCCAGGCUCAAAACUCAAUAUCCCUGCCAACGACCCCCGUCAUUCAGGGACCCCCGAUUGCCAACGUCAAAUUGCCAAUCCAGCCAGUUCAGUCCAUCCACACACAAAGCGGACGCCCUUCGCCGGGGGCUUCGGAUCAGUCGCAGUCCCAAUCUCAAGCUCAGCCACACCAGCAGCAGCAGCAGCGCUCAGUAACGGCACAGUCUGACGAUUCUUCUGAUACGCACCGGUCGCUCGUAACUGCGCGUAUCGAGAAGUUGGCAAAGGGCGAUACCAUCCACCCGCCCUGCGACCGGUGUCGCAGGUUGCGCGUGCAGUGUAUAAAGCACCUCACAGCCUGCCAGGGCUGUACCAAGAAGCAUGCGAAGUGUGGAUGGAGAACUAUCUCGGACGAAGAACUAAACUGGUUAAAACGCGAGGUCGGUAACGGGGCUAGUGGUGUGACGAGCGGCGGCGAGGGUGAUGGGACAGAAGGAGACAACACUUCGAGCCGCAGCGGGGGUGGUUUCUCGCCCGACCCGCCGUCACUGCCGCCUGUCAGCACCACCAGCACCACUGCACCCUCAUCCUCCAGCUAUGGGGACCGGUCGCUGGCCGUCGACACGAGGGCUUUUGCGCCAGUCAACCACAACCACAGCAACAGUGUCGGUGGCGCCAAGGAGCGGAGUGGUGUGACAGAGUUUGGGCUCCGCGAUCACCGCCCGUCGUCGGCCCAGGCCGAACACCGUGUCGACCAUUAUCGGUUGAGCCACAUGGCUAAUGUCGCGCUUAGUGCCGACGCGAGGGAGCAGCAACCGCACCAGCAACAUCAUCAACACCAGCAAAACCACUCCCAAGUGUUGCGGGGGGCCAGCAUCCCAAGAGACUAAAUCUUUGUUGGCUGCGCGGAUGCUUAGAGUGGGCGGAAAAGGAGGGAAAGAAGAAGAAGGGAUAAAUUAGGACAGGACUCGCCUUAUUUUGAAGGCGUUUGUACAGAUUUGCAUUUGCUGGAUACCCCACCCACUUGGUCUCAGUAAUAUAGAUUAGACCCAAUACAGGGCCUGUUCGACAAGGCGGAGAAAUUGCAAAGGCAGUGCUCGCAGGUCGAUAGCCCCCGACAACGGAGAAGAAAAUAGUAAGAGCAAGUGGCCCUGAGUAAGUAAUCUACUUCCGGCCUCGGUGGACCGUUGGCAACUGAUCGGCAGGCAUGGUGGUAAGUUAGUGGAAAUUGUAUGUAUGUAGCAUGUUGGCAAAUGUAUUACUUGCCGUUCAACGGGGAAUAACAAACAGGCAGACACCGGUGAGGCUACCUAGGUGCUUCCCCGAUGAACCCGCCUUUGGCAUUUCACAACAAAGAAAGACCCGUGAAAGUUUGGGCGGCACUCUCUCAUAAACUAGCCCCUCAGGGCGCGCCUCUGCAUUUCUGGGACCCGAUCGUCAUGGCUCGUGCCAUGAUGUGUCGAGUACGGAACGUGCUUUUAGA